Messenger RNA from Colletotrichum graminicola M1.001, 693 nucleotides. RefSeq lists its product as uncharacterized. The record is from RefSeq and is a predicted model, not a curated record. NCBI's taxonomy places the organism in Eukaryota, Fungi, Ascomycota, Sordariomycetes, Glomerellales, Glomerellaceae. Bases 1 to 693 code for a protein of 230 amino acids. The transcript is spliced from 2 exons.
AUGUCUAGCAACGCGCCCCCGCCCAGUCGCUUCUCGGGCUACUUUACGUCCGGGCCUUCCCCGGAUACGUAUGCGCGGUCUAGAAGCAUCACUCAUUCUGGAUCCGGCGGCUCUUUGGGUUCUCGCGGACAUUACCAAUCCACGCAAAACCGGAUCAUGGCGGGAACCCCUCCCACGUACUACCCCUCCUCGUCGACAGGGUACCCGGGUUCAUCCCGUUACCGGUCUAUGCUAGAUGUUGGGCCGUCUUCUUCAUCUUCGGCCGCCCAGAACCGUGCACUGCCGCCUCCGCCGCCCCAAAUCGCGGAGGAGGACGAGUGCCCGGUCUGCCACCGCGAGCUCCCGUCACGCAGUCUGCCGAACUUUGAGGCUGUGCGGGAGACGCACAUAAACACUUGCAUUACCGCUCAUAGUACAUACAGUGGCACGCCUACGGGAGAAGCACCGCAGAAUACCGUUGGUACCCCGCCUCCUCUGGCCGUACGCCGGACUGGGAUGUUUCCUUAUCUGGCCACGGAGAAGGACUGCGUCGAUUCUGCCGAGUGCACCAUCUGCCUCGAGGAGUUCGAGGUAGGCGUUCCCAUGGCGCGUCUAGAGUGCCUCUGCCGUUUUCACCGGUCCUGCAUCUCGGCCUGGUUUGUCAACCACCCCGGGCGAUGCCCCGUCCAUCAGCAUGAUAGUUUUGGCUAUUGA